AUGUGUGAUGCCUCAGACUUCGCGGUUGGAGCAGUGUUGGUCAGAAGGAGCUACAUUGUGGGCUCAAAGGUCAUCGUUCACACCGAUCACGCAGCUCUCAAGUAUCCUUACACCAAGAAAGAUGCUAAACCGAGGCUGAUUAGAUGGGUUCUCUUGCUUCAAGAGUUCGAUAUCGAGAUCGUCGACAAGAAAGGCACCGAGAACAGCGUGGCCGAUCAUCUAUCAAGAUUGAGGAUUGAAGGGAGAUGUUCCCAUCGAUGA
This is a messenger RNA of Microthlaspi erraticum, 261 nucleotides long. NCBI's taxonomy places the organism in Eukaryota, Viridiplantae, Streptophyta, Magnoliopsida, Brassicales, Brassicaceae. The record is from the annotation of a GenBank genome assembly.